Messenger RNA from Ustilaginoidea virens, 1899 nucleotides. RefSeq lists its product as uncharacterized. Gene Ontology annotation, biological process: regulation of Golgi organization. The transcript has 6 exons. The coding region runs from base 1 to 1899 and encodes 632 amino acids. The record is from RefSeq and is a predicted model, not a curated record. NCBI's taxonomy places the organism in Eukaryota, Fungi, Ascomycota, Sordariomycetes, Hypocreales, Clavicipitaceae. Gene Ontology annotation, cellular component: cytosol.
AUGGACGCAUCGCCGCUCACCCGCCAACCUCCACCAGAGGUAUUUACGCCCAAGAUCGUCCAACUAUAUUCCUCCCUUUUCAAGGACGAUGACGAUGAUGGUGGAGAGAAGUCGGACGGUUUCUGGAAAGAGUUCUUCCUGUUGCGGCCAGAUCUGGAGAGCUUGCGGAACUUGUUGAAUGAUCUAUCCCCGGCCGCGACACUGUUCUCUGAAGGUCGAACGAGGGAGCUCUUUGGUGCAGCAAUUGCGACCGUGAAGACAGGGCAAGGCUCUGCUCCUUCGCAUGCAUUGGAUACUCUGACCACUUAUCUCUCCUGUCUGCUGUCCAAGAGAUACCCGCACCCCAGCUCCGACAUCAUUUCCGUUCUAGCCGGGCUCGAUCAUAUUGACAGCGUGUUCGCCGAUUUCAUCAGCACCUUGGACUCAAUAGUUCGAAAUGGAGAAAGCUUAAUCAUACGGCACAAGGCUGUCAAGGUGCUGCUCGCGGCUACCGCCGGCGCAUAUCAGACCACUCUUCUGACAUACAUGAUUCAAAGGGACCUGUUCCCAGCUGUAAUGAAGUUUAUACAAGAUUCAGAAAAGCCUGGUCCAGUGCUAGAGCCUUUUAUCCUUUUAGGACUACUUGCCAACUACAACAAGUUCGAGUCUCAAAAUCCGUAUCAGCUCCGAUUCAACGAUUUCGUUAACGAAUCAACGAUUCAAAAAAUCGUGCAGUGUGUUGGUUACACUUGUCAAGCGCUGCGGCUAGACUACAUCGACGUCCAAGACGACCUCCCGGAAGGCUGGACAUGGAGCAACACUCUGAAUCUUAUCGGUCUUGGUCUGAUAGUCCGUGGCCCGAAGCCUGACAAGAAACCACUCCAUGAUGUGGCGACAGCGAAGCAGUUAUUUUCCGAGCUUCCUGCUGCCAGUGCGGCAGUCUUGCUGGCCGCGUAUGACUUUGCGCAUGCCAACAAGCUGUUUUGCUUCAAUUUGGUGUCAAUGCCCGGUGAAGCUGGAAGCGAGCGCCCAAUUGCAAGCUAUCUAUCUCUCACAUCCUACAUGCUUCAACAUGCUUAUCUGUCGCAUCGAGCAUCCUGCUACGCGCAUUUGAACCUCAUGGUCCUUCGCUUGCUUGUCGAGGACCCAGCAACUUGUAGAAGAAUUUGCAGCGAUGAAGUGAAAGCUCCUGUGCGACUCUGCAGGCACCGGCAACCAUUCCUGCCUUUAGUCAAGGAAGAUCGGGUGCUCGCCGCCAGCGUUCUUGACUGCAUGAUUGAUGGAAUCAACCAUAACCUUAGGCGACGAUUGGACGUCAGCCUUUACACGCUCUGCCUGGGUAUACUGUUGCGAACCAUCUCCUUCCUGUCCCGUUCGAGAACUCGUCUUGCCUAUCAUUGGUCGGAAUUUUUCCGAUCGUUGCUCUCCCUUGUUCGUUUCCUAACAACGUACACCUCUGACCUGAAACAUCUCACCCACAUCAGCACGCUACUUGAUCAUGUCGUCAAUCUGGUCGCGCUUUCACUGUCCGCGGGAGAGGCAUUUCUGCCGACACCGGCCGCUUAUGAUGAUCUGUUUUACAAGGUAGUCGAAUCCGGGGAAGUUCUUUCCAAAUUCAAAAAGAGCUAUGGCCUAGGAAACAGGAAAAGCAAUUCCAUCGACACCCUCAUCAGCGUCAGCACUCAUUACGAGCAAAUGCUGACCGAGGGAGGCGACUCGGCGAAGAAGAAACCAAGGAACCUGACUACCCUUCAAGUGACAGAGGUUAUAAAACAGGGAUACGAAACGUUGAGCAUCCAGGCGAAGGAGGGCUUGGAUAAGUGGGACAAGUUUAGAGAGGCAGACGAGAGAAGUCUACUGAAGCAGAUGGCAAGAGUCUCGGUCGUCGAUGCGAGAGUGACGGUCGACAAGGACGUUUGA